UUAUAUAUUUGGUUUACGGUGAUCAAUAUGUGAGCCGAAAACACAAAAGAACUCUUCAAAGGAAAAUUUUUAACUGGAAAAGCGGUUUUCACCAUAAAACGGUUGGUAUCGUUGUGCGAGUUGUGUCUUCUGAAAAAUGUCCAUACCUACCAAAGUGCACGACUACUCGACAUUUUUACAAUGUCCCUAUAAUGCUUCACAUCGUAUACUAGAAAGUCGUUUUCAAACUCAUCUAGUCAAAUGCAGACAACAGUACAAGGGUGAGCAGAAGGAGACUUGUGCCUUCAAUCAUACACAUAUAGUAAACAAAUCUGAGCUCGAACAUCACUUGAAAACAUGUGUAGAUAGAAAACAUUUUGAAAGAAGCAUUCAAGAACCUGAAAAACCAAUUAGUCAUCCUCCACCAGAGUUUAAGCCAUUGCCUGAUGGAGAGGAUUGGGAUGUUGAUGUUCAGGCCUACAACCCAGCAGAAUACGCAACUAAGGCACCCGUUUUGCGUUCUCUGCAAGGAGCCUCCAAAGCUGUUCGCAAGCAGUUCAGAAAUGACGAACGCAAGAGACUCCGUCAGUUGAAAUCAAACGGAUCUGAAUAAAUACUUGCGAAUAAUUCAAUAUCUUAUAUUUACUUACAUAAUAUAUAGUUUUAUAUAAUUAAAGUAAAAUGUUUUGAAAUAUAUAUUAUUUGAAAGUAAAUAAAUCGCAAGUAUAAAACGAAUGCCCAAACUGUAGUAAUUUGGAAAAAAUAAAUAAAAUAA
Molecule: messenger RNA, 754 nt
Organism: Teleopsis dalmanni
Lineage: Eukaryota; Metazoa; Arthropoda; Insecta; Diptera; Diopsidae
Product: gametocyte-specific factor 1 homolog
Exons: 4
Coding region: 137-592 (151 amino acids)
Source: RefSeq, a predicted model, not a curated record